Messenger RNA from Brugia pahangi, 720 nucleotides. The record is from the annotation of a GenBank genome assembly. Lineage: Eukaryota; Metazoa; Nematoda; Chromadorea; Rhabditida; Onchocercidae.
AUGACAAAGCCCACUAUUUUGUCACAAGAUUUCGCAGAAGUUGAUAAAGCGAUAGAUGAUAACCCAAAAGUAGUAUAUGAACAGCUGAAAGAAAUUUAUGAUAGCAGCGAAGAAAUAAAAACUAACAUUGAUUUGUUGUGGCGGUUGGGCAAAGCAUGUUUUUUGUGGGCUAAUACUUUACAAAAGAAGGAUCCGAAGAAGAAGUUGCUCAUUCUCGAAGGUCGGACAUAUGCAACGUCAGCUUAUACAAUCGAUGAGAAUAAUGCUGAAGCACUCAGAUGGGCGGCAAUCCUGAUUGGCUCUGCAACUGAUUUCCUUGGACCCAAAGAAAAAAUUGAGCAGGGCAAGAUUUUCAAGGCAUAUUUGGAUCGCGCAAUAAAGAUGCAAUCGACCGAAUAUUCAUUGCUUCAUUCACGUGGACGUUUUUCAUAUGAGGUCGCCAAUCUUACAUGGAUCGAGAAACGAUUAUGCAGUGCAUUGUUUUCUGAAGUUCCACAUGGUACAAUCGAUGAAGCUCUUAGCGAUUUUUUGGAGGCUGAAAAAUAUUCACCAUUCGCAUGGCCUGAGAAUUUACUCUAUAUCGCACGUUGUUAUGCCGUAAUGAAAAACAAAGAACUUGCCAAAAAAUACUUGGAAAAAGUAGAAAUGAUUGAACAUCUAGAUGAAGCUGAAGCGGAAGCACUAAUCGAAGUUAAAGCCGUGGUUUCUAAAUUAAGAUAA